AUGGCUCCAGCAAUGAAGCGUAGAGGCUCCGUCUUCAAUCCUCGUACAGUCACAGCGCCGAUCGCAGCCAUCGUCAUGGCUGGACUUCUCUACACCUACUCGGUCACCUCCAUCCGGGCCGCGAAGAGAAACGCAAAGCUACACAGAGAGGCCGAUGGAGGCCAAUUGGAUAUGCGCAAGGAGAGCCUACGUAGACAUGGUGUCUUGGACCAGGUCGACGGCACCUCGGGCAUUCAGCUAUUCAAGGAGGCAAGGGCGGAUGCUAAAGCAGAAAAUCGAUUCCUCAGUGAGAAGAAAGCGAAGCCAUUGGGAGCGCCACAGCACGAAGAGGUGGGCGCACCUCGUACGGAGAACGAAGGUCGACUCGAAGAAUAUCGCGGCCGCGGCGCUCUCAAGAAACUGAAGGAAGAGCAGGGCAAAUGA
Exophiala aquamarina CBS 119918 is the source of this 423-nucleotide messenger RNA. RefSeq lists its product as uncharacterized. The record is from RefSeq and is a predicted model, not a curated record. Lineage: Eukaryota; Fungi; Ascomycota; Eurotiomycetes; Chaetothyriales; Herpotrichiellaceae. The transcript is spliced from 2 exons. The coding region runs from base 1 to 423 and encodes 140 amino acids.